UGACCACGGACUCCAUGUCCGGCCAUGCAAGCACCUUACCAAGCUAUCGCACCUAUAGCACUCGCUAGCUUCGCCGAGCCAGUCACCGCAGUCUCAUUUGACCUCGCCUCCGACACCCUCUGGGCGGGCACGAACUCGGGCUACAUCAAUGCAUUUCACGGCACACAGGGCGCGCGCGGCGUCUGUUUCGCGGUUGGCGGCAACCUCGCGGUUAAGAAGAUCGUUGCAGGGGAUAGUGCCGUGCGCGCGUUUGGCGCGGGGAGCAACGGCAUUGGCAGUUGGAGCAAGGGUGGCGUGAACAAGUGGUUCCAUCGAUGGAAGCCCCCAACGAAUGUCACGGCAUUCACUAGCACCUCCUACUCUUCUCAUACCCUCGCGGUCGCUGCAACGGUCCCGGAGAUCGCGCUGCUGAAUGCGGCGACAGGCAGCGUCGUGCGCACGAGCCCUGCCGCGACAGUGAUAACCCAGAUGGACUUUAGCCCAUCUCUCCUACUCGCAGGAUGCAUGGAUGGGUACCUCAGGGCGUACGAUCCGCGCACGGCGCUCACCCCGAACAGCGGGCCUAGUGCAAUUCGCGCGCACUCAAACAGUGUGCAGGGCGUGCAAGUGUCGGGGAACGAGGUCUUCACGAUCGGCAUUAGUAUGAGACAGAAUCGCCCGAUCCCUGAUCAGCUUGUCAAGGUGUUCGAUCUACGCCAACUUGCGACACCAGCGACCACGAUUCUGUUCAAUAGUGGACCAUCCUUCAUCUCCGCUAUUCCCAAACGCCCGUCAUGUGUAGCCAUUGCGUCCGCUUCCGGUCUUGUCAACAUCGUAGACGCGACGAAGCCUGCUGCAUCAAGUAACGAGUUCUAUCAGCUCGAUACUUCCUCCUACAUCACUUCGAUGGCUGUGUCGCCAACGGGAACCUACAUGGCUUUCGGUGACGCGGACGGAAUGAUCAACCUUCUAUCCCAGGCUGACGAGUCGGCCGUCGUGCCCUUCAACGGAUUUGAUGGCAAGCCUGUUGAGUGGGCAGACACAGUGCCGCCCCUACCUGACAUCGAGUGGGAUGAGCACACACCUUUGAACUCCAUCGGAUUGCCUUAUUACGAAGAACCUCUGCUUUCUGCGUGGAGCCCUCGCAGGAGCACGAACUUCUACCCACCACCCAUGAAAAUACCGCCGCAAAUUCUCAGCGCCCUGAAAUUCAACGACAAUGUCGGCUACGCACCGUUGCCUAAAGAGCUGAAGGGCCGCCGUAACAUGACACUGACUACCGCACGUCGGACGAACGGUCGGUUCAGAAGUGGGAAGGCAAGGGGGCAGGAUGCUGGAAUCGACCUUGAUGAUACAGCGGACGAGGUUCCACGAAUAUACCGUCGCGUCGAGAUCGAGUACUCCAAAUUCGGUGUGGAAGACUUUGACUUUGGCUUCUACAACAAGACCGAAUAUAGCGGCCUGGAAACACAUAUUCUCAACUCGUAUACGAACUCCUUGGUCCAAGUGCUGCACUACUGUAUGCCGAUACGGCGGAUAGCUAAGUCGCACAUCACGACGAACUGUCCGCGGGAGCACUGCCUUUUGUGCGAGCUCGGCUUUGUUGUUCGCAUGCUGGAAGAUGCACGAGGCACGAAUUGCCAGGCGAGCAAUUUCUGCCGAACUGCUCGCGUACUGGCGCAAGCUACAAAUGCGAUUGAGCUGGUCGACUAUGGCCGGGAGCCUGCCAAUGUGGACUACGCCUCGAUGAUCCAGACCUUCAACCGCUUCCUCGUCGACAGCAUGAGCUCCGAGGGGAAUGCUUUCCCGCAGAACCCGGUCCUCCUUCCCUCUUUACGACCUGCAGACGCGCAUUCCCCAGCGGCGGCUCCCGUUACGCAGCUUAUGGGCCUCGACGCGAAGACGCUGGUCAUCUGCCGCACCUGCAACGCCGUCCGGGAGAAGGAAUCCAUGACGCACGUCGUUGACCUAACCUACCCGCGCAGGUCCCCCAACGACACCUCCACGCCGGACUUUGCUUCACUCGUGCGCGGCGCGCUGUUGCGCGAGCUCACACACAAGGCGACGUGCCAGAGCUGCAAGCGCUUCUCAACGUUCACCUCGCGGCGCACGAUCCCCUCGCGGGAACUUCCACCGCUGUUGGCCGUCAACACCGCGGUGCACGACGAGGAGACCUUAAGGCCGUGGUUGGAUGUAAGGCGGCAGCGGUUCUUGACGCCUCAGGUCGAGCUGCGCGGGGAUAUCAAUGGGGUGGACGACCAGGAGACGGCCCUGUAUGAGAUCAGGUCAAUGGUUGUGCAGAUUGUGGGCAAGGACCGCAAGCCGCAUUUGGUUGCGAUCGUCAAGAUCCCUGAGGCGGAGAAGAGGACUGAUCUAAAGAGCCCAUGGUUCGUUUUCAACGACUUCGUUGUGGAGAACAUCACAGAGGCGGAGGCGUUAAGCUUUCCCGCGCCCUGGAAGGUCCCUGCCAUCGUCUACCUCGAGCGCGUCGAUGUCCGAGAAUCCCUAGACUACAGCGGCCUCCCGGACGUGAUGGAUCCCGCUAUCCUCUGCAAAGAUAGCAAUAUCGCGGUUAAACGCGACAAAUCGCGCAUCAAGCACGAGCUCCUCCGCCCCGACGAGCUGCCCACGCCCGGCACCAUGGUCGCCAUCGACGCCGAGUUCGUCUCCAUGCAGCAAGAGGAAACAGAGUUCCGCUCCGACGGCACGAAGCGCGUUAUUCGUCCCGCGCGGCUGAGUUUGGCGAGGGUGUCGGUGUUGAGGGGCGAUGGACCGAAGCAGGGGGUGCCGUUUAUUGACGACCAUAUCCAUACGAGUGAGGUGAUUGUGGAUUAUCUGACGGAGUUUAGUGGGAUUAAGUUUGGCGACCUGGACCCGGUGCAUUCGCCGUAUACGCUAACGCCGCUGAAGCUGGUGUACAAGAAGUUGCGCCUGCUGGUGGAUCGGGGGUGUAUCUUCAUCGGGCAUGGACUGUCGAAGGACUUCCGGAUUAUCAACAUCUUCGUCCCUCCGGACCAAGUCCUCGACACCGUCGACCUCUACUUCGUCCGCGCGCGCCAGCGGCGCCUCUCCCUCCGCUUCCUCGCCUGGUUCGUCCUCGGCGAGCAAAUCCAGACGGACACGCACGAUUCGAUCGAGGAUGCGCGGAGCGCGUUGAAUUUGUACAAGGCGUAUCAGCGGAUGGAGGAGGAGGGGACGUUUGAUCGGAAGUUGGAGGAGCUGUAUCGGGAGGGGAAGCAGUAUAACUUCAAACCCCCGGUUCCCGCUGCGCCGCAAGCCCCCUCGACGCCGACGAAUGGCGCUUCCGCUGCUGCUGCGUCGUUGUUCGGCAGUCCCAUGGGCACAUCGCUGGGACAGCUGACGCCGGUGCAGCUCAAUCAGUUGGUGGCGGCGUUCAGUGGGCAGAUGUUGGGUGGUGGGUAUCCUGGUGGGCAAGGUGGGCAGGUGUACCCUGCGAGUCCGGGGAAUCCGGGCUCAGGGUACAGGAGUACAACGCCGACGUAUGGUGGAACGCCAGGCUCAGGGUACAGGACGCCGCCUGCAUCGGGCUUCAACACUGCGCCAAGCUCGACGUUCACUACGCCGUCAUCGACGUUCAACACCACGCCAUCGUCCACAUUCACCACCCCGUCAUCUACGUUCACCACACCGUCGUUCAACGCCACGCCAUCGUCCAGGUCGGGCUAUACCACGCCUACGUCGACGUUCAACCCCGAUGCACCACUGACUGGGACGCCGCCGCCGUUUAACCCCCAGCAGGCGUUCUAUCCGAGUCCGGAUCGUAAUUGGCGGCAUAGGUAGUGAUUGGCGGCAUAGGUAGUGAUUGGUGGCGAAGUGGGUAGAGGUUGGCGGCACAGAGGCCGAGACGAUGUAUUUCUUGACUCUUUGCUGUAGCCGUAGUGAUUCCUUUCUGUGUGUUGUAUGUAGACUGACCUGAUUCAUUGCUCUGUGAUUGCACCGCGACCCGGUCGGUGAAUGGUUGGCCUUUGAGGGGAUGUAAGCGUAUGCUU
This is a messenger RNA of Schizophyllum commune H4-8, 3989 nucleotides long. RefSeq lists its product as uncharacterized. Gene Ontology annotation, biological process: mRNA processing; nuclear-transcribed mRNA poly(A) tail shortening. NCBI's taxonomy places the organism in Eukaryota, Fungi, Basidiomycota, Agaricomycetes, Agaricales, Schizophyllaceae. Gene Ontology annotation, cellular component: PAN complex; P-body. Bases 25 to 3780 code for a protein of 1251 amino acids. The record is from RefSeq and is a predicted model, not a curated record. The transcript is spliced from 18 exons. Gene Ontology annotation, molecular function: protein binding; nucleic acid binding; poly(A)-specific ribonuclease activity.